AUGGCCGCUGAAAAAUACCUAAUGGAGAAUUAUAAAAGAUUUUUACUCAACAGAACUACGGUAACGCCAGUAAUUGUUGAAUACAUUGAAAACUGUCUUACUAAUGAAGAAACAGCAAAUCAAUCUUUUCAUAAAAUUAUGAUACACAAUUGGCAAGACAGUUUACCACAAGUUUUUGAUGUAAUUAGUAAUCACUAUGGGUCAUCAUUUAUACCAGUAAAUUGCACAUCUAAGGGAGAACUCACAUCUUUCUACACAUCAAGUUUGAAAUUAGUUAUGAACCUAAUAAAGUUCGAUUUUAUUUUUCCCUACAGUAGAAAUAUGUUCAAUGUGGAUGUGUUGUUUAACGAUAAAACAGCAUCUGAUUUCUUUCGACGUGUUACUACUGUGGAAGAUAUUGUUUCUAGCGUGGUGUGCUGUCGGUUCACUGAAAAGUGUGUGCUUGACUUGUCAAAUUUUUGUGAAGAUUCAGAAUUUGUGGACAAUAAAAUAUUUUUCUACAAGUUAUCACUGCUCUCGCAGUUUAAAAUCCUAAUGCUUAGGAUGGGAAGAGAUACUAAGAAGUUAAUUUUAAGAAAUAAUAAUCUAAGUCUAGCUCCAGCAGACAUAUUGAAUUUUUUUAUAAAAUCAGAUUUGACAGCCAUUGAUUUAAGUUAUAAUAAUAUACCAUCUUUACAAGGAUUACAUAGAGUAAGCAGUAAAAUUGAGAGACUUUGGAUUGAAGGCAAUCCUUUGUGUGAAGAAUUAGAUCCAAUAACAUAUGUCAAGAAAAUUGCCAUUAGAUUCCCUAGAUUAACUGAACUGGAUGGAGUAAAGAUCAAUCAACAUGGUAUUAAUAUUCCUUACUUUAGAAAUUAUCAAGCCACACCUGAUAAAAGAACGAAGGUAGUUGUUGAGCACUUCAUAAGAAAUUAUUUCUCAAACUUUGAUGCUAAAAAAGGAUUUAAAAGCAUUGCGCCUUUUUAUGAAGAGCAGGCUACUCUUACAAUAGCUACUGACUUUACCGAUGCACAAGAGAAAUUAUUGCAACAUUAUGGUAUGUUUCAUCGCAACUUAAUAAAUCCAGAGCAUAACAACAAAAUUGCAACUAUAUCAAAUUACGGACUCUGCAAUUCUAGAGCACAUAUUUUUACGGUGUUCUCCAGAUGGCCUGAGACAAUCCAUGAUUUAAGUACAUUUACUGUUGAUGUGAUGUGUCAUAAUACGGCUGUGUUAAUGCUUACAAUUGAUGGCAUAUACAAGGAGUUGGUAAGUCCAGGACAUCCAACAGAAAAUAUAUUUCAGUUCAGAAGAACAUUUCUGUUUAAUAUCCAUACCGAGAAUCAAAUUUCCAUAUAUAGAAUACAGCACGAAAUGAUGAAUGUAAGGUUUGCAACUACAGAACAGAUAAGAAACAGUUUUCAGACUCCAAUAGUAAAUACGAACUCCUUGACGCCAAUAGAUCCCACGAGUGAAGAAAAGGAAGCCUUGCUGAAGGUCUUUCAACAUAUUACACAAUUGAAAAAAACGGAAGCUGAGUUACGUCUUACAUAUAACUCCUGGAAUAUCUACAACGCCAUGAGAGACUUUUCGAAGGAAUUUUCAAAGAAUAUAACAAAAAAUAAUAGUAUACAGGUAGACAGAUUUCUUGUUGAAGAGGAAGACUUUUCUGAUUGUUCGUCGCUACUUGACGAAAUCGACUAA
Arctia plantaginis is the source of this 1683-nucleotide messenger RNA. The record is from the annotation of a GenBank genome assembly. NCBI's taxonomy places the organism in Eukaryota, Metazoa, Arthropoda, Insecta, Lepidoptera, Erebidae.